Funneliformis mosseae is the source of this 477-nucleotide messenger RNA. The record is from the annotation of a GenBank genome assembly. Lineage: Eukaryota; Fungi; Glomeromycota; Glomeromycetes; Glomerales; Glomeraceae.
AUGUCUUUAAAUAAAAGUAACAAAACUUCUUCAAUUAAAUCAGCCUAUUCUAAAAAAAGUAUUACACCUAUUGUAUCUCAAAGGGAAAUUAAAGAAUCGACUAAUCUAUCUCUAUCUGUUAUUUCAUUAUCUCCUUUAGAAGAUCUUAUAGAUAUUAAUGAUGAAGAACCACAAAAAUCAUAUGAAAAAAACUAUUCAUUUUUAGUUAGAAGAAUGUCAGUUACCCCUCAGAAAAAAAGAAAGUCUGAAAUCUCAAUUCUGGAAGUAGUAGGCAAACUGUUUUUUGAUGGUAAUAAUGAUGAUAGUGACGAUAUAUUUGAAGAAAAUAAUAAAAGAACCUUUGAAGAUGAUGCUUUAGAAAACUCCUCAGACGAUUUAGACGAAGAUUUUCAAUUGAAUUUUGAUGUACCAAAAACCAAAUCAGAAAAAAAUGAUUUUAAGUACGCUAAAGAAAACUUUGAUGAUGCCUUUUCAUAG